AUGGACCAAGGACUGAUUGUUUCUCUUAUUAAUCAACUAGCCAGUGACCCAAGUUUCCUCAGUAGAUUCCAAAAUUAUAUUGCUACUCAAAAUCAACCUCACAGAAUUGUAAUUUCCAACAGUACUCCAAAUAGUGAAACUCCAAACAGCAUUAGUCAACAAGUACAAACUCCCUUUGUUUCACCAAUUCAGCCAGUUGAGCAAAUUAUUUUCACUCCUCAAGACUUGUUUGAUAAGGUGGCACCAAGUAGAAUAUCUGAUUUUUGUGAUGAACGUGAGAAGUGCUCAAUCAUUAUUGACACUGCUUUAAUUGUUGAAACGGUCCAAAAAAGAUUUAAAAAGCAAGCCGAAAGAGUCAACAAACACAAAGCAAAUGUAGAAUCUACCUUCAAAAUCAAUCAACUGGUAAUGGUUGACAAGCCUCCAUAUGCAAAGGCAAUUAAGAUUAAUGACGGAGAGAUCAGAAAGAGAAAGGCUAAAGUACUUUCUUUAACACAAGGUAACAAAAUUGUUGUUGAAUGGCAAGCAACUGGUGGAUUUCUAUCUACAGAAACUCCAUUCACUCAAUGCAAGUAUCCUAUUGAUCCUAAAUAUCUAUCCUCUCGUGUUUUAGGAUGUGAUAAAGAUGCUGCCAAUUUUGAUGAUGAGGUUUUUGAAGAAAUCUCUCAAGAAACAAAUGAUGUUUUACCAUCAGAAUCAUUCCAAAAUACAAGCAAUUCAUUACCAGCUGAAGAAGAAUUGUCUCCUUCUGAUGAAAUGUCACAAGAAACAGACUCGGCAAACAAUGAUGUUUUACCAUCAGAAUCCGUCCCAAUAUCAAGCAAAAAGACUACUUCUUCCGAUGGGGAUGAUGUCAUUAAGGUUGCUUCUAUUUCUUCCACACUCGAAUCAGAGGAAGUUAUCAUCACACCAGUAAGGGGCAGAAGAAGUAAGAGACCCUCCAAUAGAAUCUCUCCACCUUUCAGAAAGAAGUAA
Messenger RNA from Naegleria gruberi, 975 nucleotides. RefSeq lists its product as uncharacterized. The transcript has 2 exons. The coding region runs from base 1 to 975 and encodes 324 amino acids. NCBI's taxonomy places the organism in Eukaryota, Heterolobosea, Eutetramitea, Acrasida, Naegleriidae. The record is from RefSeq and is a predicted model, not a curated record.